UAGGAAAUUACACCAGGAAAUAUCAAUAAUAAUAAUACAUUUGCAAAACAAUUUUACAAAGGUGUACAAGAGUUGGUUGGUUUUGGGUUUUUGUGAAGGAAACAGUCGGUAAAGAGCCAUCAAAUCUGAACGUAUAAACUACAAUUCCCAGAAUUCCUGUCGCAUUCCGCUGUGACUCCAGGAAGCUCCUCUCCUGUUGCUAACCAAACUGUGUGCCGAGUUACCUUAGGGUCUUUGCUGGAUGAAAAAAAUGCAUAAGGAAAGAGUCACUUAUUUUCUGAAGCAGGUGUUGUAGCAGUGCAAUGGAAUCUCCUCAGGACCCACUCAUGAGGCCAGGCACAGCCAGAGUCUGGGUAACAGAAUUCAGUGGAUCAGCUGCAAUGAACCCAAGUCCGGAUGUAUAUGAAGACAAUGAGCUGCUAGUGGAUGAGUAUUUAUCUCCUGACAAGCUGCAAGCUCUGGCGGGCACUGAUGAUCUGCGACUAGUCAAGGUUCUGGAGAUGUGCGUGGAUACGCGGGAAAACAGCCUAGGAAAUAUCGGUACCUAUUUACCCAAUCUAAUGCAACUGAAGAUGAGCAACAGUUUGAUUGUCUCUGUGAGGGACCUUGGAACCACACUAUCCCACCUGCAGGUAUUGUGGAUGGCUCGAUGUGGGCUGUCAGACUUAGAUGGCAUUCCCUCAUUCUGUUCAUUGAAGGAACUCUACCUGGCCUAUAAUGAUAUUUCGGACAUGAGUCAGGUUAGCAUGCUGGAUCAUUUAGAGAUUCUGGACCUUGAGGGGAAUAAUAUAGAUGACAUCACACAGGUUCAGUACCUGGGACUGUGCGACAAGCUGAGCAUGCUCACAUUGGAGGGCAACCCUAUCUGCUUGAGACCUCACCCAUACACUACAAAGUCCUCAGGGUACAGCUAUAGAGCCGCAGUGAAGGAACUGGUCCCGCACUUGAAGUAUUUGGAUGACAUCCCUGCCGAUCACAGUGCUACACCACACAGCAGUAAACUUAAUGAGGACUGGAUGAUUGUAAAGCAGUCCAUCAAAGAUGGCAAUUUGACAGAAGAUGCUGACAACCGAGACACAGACAAGUCUGUAGCUUCAGGAAGGCCCUCCUCGGGGCAGCAUCCUCGCAUGUCCAGGCCCGGAUCAGCCAGGAGGCCAUGGACAGCACAGAGACCGUCCAGCAUGGGGAUGCCUGGGAGCAACCGGCCUCAGUCAGCUGGAGGAUUACGCCCUGGGUCUGCAGGCUCUGACGAGACCACGCUGGAGGAGGAUGCCAGCGACUUGACACACGGUGUUGGUCGGGUCAUUUGUGGGAAUCCUAUUAAAGCCCUACGUGCAAGGCGGCAAAAACUGAAUCUGGCUUCUCCAUCUCCUCCAAAUCCCUUUGCACACUACAGCCACAAACCAGAACACACCUUCGACAUAGAACUUGAAAAUAGGGGUCGAGAGGACAUUAUUGCUGAACUGAAGGCAUGGAGGAUGGAACAUAACAAGCGGCUGGAUGCGAUUCAGAAGGAGCGUGAGCCCCAGGUGCUGAAGAUCUUCCACAGUGAUGAUGAGGGGGAGCAGGAUCGGUACAGCCUGAGUGACAGUGCUGAGGAAGAUGAGAUCAAGGGAGCCUUGAGUGAUGAUUGGAAUGCCAGGACAUCUCCAGACUCCUCAUUCCAGUCCUCUGGAUACCCCUCUCCUCCUACUGACUGUUUUUCCACAGUGGCCCUAAACCUGUCCCUGUCUCCGAGCCCCCCAGUUUGCCCGUCUCCCCCCUCUCCCCCGGGAGCUUCCACUGGAGUUCGGAGGACCCACAACCUGCGAGCGCGGCGCCUGAAGAUCCCGGACCCAGAGCAGCAGGAGGGAGUACAGGGGCUGGGAAUGGGACAGGGAACAGGGACACCUCCAUUCAGAGCACAGAUUGGAGCACUACACACAGAUGAGAAGUUUGCCCUUCUGGAUCAAGAGAAUUCAACCAUAGAGGUGGUGGGGCCAAAAGUACAACAGGAUCUGAGGGCCAGUCUUCCCAGCAUGGAAUCCACCAGGCCUGUUUCUGGACCAGCUGCUGUAGGACCUCGGAUUCACAAAACUGCAGUUGACAGAAGCCCUCAAAAACCCAUUGACGCCCAUCAGCCAAUUAUCCGCUCUUCUGUAAAAACACCUGAGAGACCCUGGGUACAGCAUAGUAUCCGCCCACUCACAGCAAAGGCUGCGCUACAGAGACUGCCUAACAGACCCGCUGUCAUUCCUGGACGGGGAAACAGUAACUCCAGCUAAGAGCUCACAGAACAACCUGCAGGCAAGAAGAGUAAGGGGGCUUGUAAUGCUGGCUUGUUUUCGACUGUGAUGACACUAAAAAGAAUAAGGAGUCAAGAGCAAGAAAUGUAGGUCCCAGUAUCAUGAGCAAUGGGUAUGCUAUAUUGUGUGCUUUGAUCCAUGUAUUUCUUAACACCUGUAGAGUCUGUGAGGCAAUAUUGACUUUUCAGCAAUUCAGUACGUGUUGCAUACAGAUGCAGUUCCCAUUCAGACCUUUAUUAAAUUGUUAACCAUCAAAAGUAUACUUCUUCCCCUGUGAUUGAUAGACCCACUUUGUAGCUGACAAAAUCAGUCAAAACCAGUAAGUUAUUAAUUCUAUUGCAGUUGUCUCCAAAUCAUCUUGACAGUGUGCAUUGUCAGCGGAUUACGUGCAUAUUGGUUGUAUUUAAACUAGUUGAAGGGUUUUGACUACACAGCGCUUGUUCUAUUUACGAGUAUCAAAAGCCUUUAGUUCAGUAUAGACUCAAGACAGUCCUAUAGACUCAGGUCCUCCCUGCAGAACCUUGCUGGACAUGUGUACUGGUGAAUGGUUUCAUGUCAAUCACAGCUACUGUUAGUGGUUAUUUUUUAUUUUAUUAAUAACUGAAGCAAAUGUUGCAUGUAUUUAAUAAGUCCCACUAUUUUUAACUGAAUACCCCUUGUUUGAAGAGUAUGUCGAUGCUUGACAGGAACAGGAGUUCACUGUUUUUUGUUUGACUAGGUAGCAUUCUACUUAGGAGGGUUUAAUACAACUUGCGUUCUUUGUAUAAAGCGAUUAUUCAAAAGAUAAAAAAAUGGGAUAACAUUAACUCACACAGAUCCCUUCAAUUGUGAUUUGUAUGAGAAAAAAAUAACCUGGACUAUUAAUAGUACUGCUAAACUAUGUCUUUUAAUAGUACUGUAAUGGAUACCCGGGUAUUGAAGUUAAGCCAAGGUUUUUUCUAACGUCAAGCCAACUUUUUUGUGGGUUGUGAUCAUUCCAUUUAUACAGCAUGUAUAUUGUUUAUUGCAGUAUGGUCUUAAACAUGCAGUAUGGUACGUACAUUUUAUUUGUGUUUUAUAAGUCAAUUUUAAUAAAUCUGAGUUUGUAAACUUUAUAUCAGAUAAUUAAAAAUGUUUUGGAUUUUUAACAAAAAAAACACAAAAAGGCUGACUGUACAAUAAAUGUUUUUGUUAAUGCUUUGUUUACA
This is a messenger RNA of Polyodon spathula (Mississippi paddlefish), 3472 nucleotides long. It is a transcript of the gene lrrc56, whose product is annotated as leucine rich repeat containing 56. NCBI's taxonomy places the organism in Eukaryota, Metazoa, Chordata, Actinopteri, Acipenseriformes, Polyodontidae. Gene Ontology annotation, molecular function: protein binding. Bases 303 to 2264 code for a protein of 653 amino acids. The transcript is spliced from 13 exons. The record is from RefSeq and is a predicted model, not a curated record.